GUGGUGCUGUCGCUGUGGAAAGAUGCGAUCAGCGAGGAGCGGAGGCUUUUCCUUAAUUGCUCAUUUCAGCAACGGAGGCUGAACGACCCGAAACCAAACCCUCCGUGGUCCCCUACGCUGUCUGGGCGUAGAAGCUCCGCGUGUCCGCCGCGGCGUCUCGCCGAGAAACACCCAUGUUGUAAGCAGACGACGCGCAGACUUUAACCCGGCGGUUUUUGGCUCUCGAGCUCCAGUAUGUCCAAGCGGCGCUUGUCGGAGAGGGGGGCUGGAGAGACCUCAGGCAGGGCCAGCAAGCUGCAAUGUCCUGGGAUAUCCGGCAAUAACGCCAAGCGGGCCGGGCCCUUCAUCCUCGGGCCUCGUCUGGGCAACUCACCCGUGCCCAGCAUAGUGCAAUGUCUGGCCAGAAAGGACGGCACCGACGACUUCUAUCAGCUCAAAAUUCUUACGCUGGAGGAGCGAGUGGACUCUGCAGGGGAGACUCAGGAGGAGAGGCAGGGGAAGAUGCUUCUGCACACGGAGUACUCCCUCCUCUCUCUGCUGCACAACCAGGACGGGGUGGUCCACCACCACGGCCUCUUUCAGGACCGCGCAUACGAGAUAGUGGAGGACAUGGAGGCCAACAAAGUGCGCAAGAUGAAGAAGCGGAUCUGUCUGGUGCUCGACUGCCUGUGUGCUCACGACUUCAGCGACAAGACGGCGGAUCUAAUAAACCUCCAGCAUUACGUCAUAAAGGAGAAAAGACUAAGCGAGCGCGAGGCCAUCAUCAUUUUCUACGAUGUGGUGCGUGUGGUGGAAGCCCUUCAUAAGAAGAACAUUGUGCACAGAGACCUCAAGCUGGGAAACAUGGUGCUGAACAAACGGACUCACCGAAUCACCAUCACCAACUUCUGCCUGGGGAAGCACCUGGUGAGCGAGGACGACCUGCUGAAGGACCAGAGAGGAAGUCCGGCCUACAUCAGCCCCGACGUGUUGAGUGGGCGGCCGUACCGCGGUAAACCCAGUGACAUGUGGGCUCUCGGCGUGGUCCUGUUCACAAUGCUGUACGGCCAGUUCCCCUUUUACGACAGCAUACCUCAAGAGCUCUUCCGCAAGAUCAAGGCGGCGGAGUACUCCAUCCCAGAGGACGGCCGCGUGUCGGAGAACACGGUGUGCCUGAUCCGGAAGCUGCUGGUGUUGGACCCUCAGCAGCGGCUUACUGCAGGAGAGGUGCUGGAGGCCCUCAGCGGCGUCAUCGCCUCGUGGCAGACGGUCUCGUCGUUGAGUGGCCCUCUGCAGGUGGUGCCGGAUAUCGACGAUCAGCUCAACCACGUAGAGCUUCUGCAAGAGGCCAAGGUGAUCGAAGAGUCUUCGCAGUACGAGUUUGAGAACUACAUGCGCCAGCAGCUGCUGCUGGCAGAAGAGAAGAACACUAUCCACGAGGCCAAGAGCUUUCUCACCAAGCGGCAGUUUGGCAGCAUCCCGCCCGUGAGGCGCCUGGGCCACGACGCACAGCCCGUCAGCCCGCUGGACGCCGCCAUCCUGGCACAACGGUUCCUCCGGAAGUAGUCCCCCCCCCCCCCACCGGCCGCGCCAGCCCUUCCAAAGGGAGUGCAGGAGACCUGCGAGGAGGGUGAGACCCCCACCCUCCCCCACCAGGACUGAGCCUGCAUACAGGACGGCCCGUCCUGAGCCAGGGAACAGACGGCCCCAUUCGUUAGUGGACUGGGCAGCGCAGGCGGGAAGGGGGGCGCCCACCGGGACAAACUGACGAUUUGAACCUUCACUCCUCCAGAGAAACGCGGAGUGUCCAGGAGGAAGACCUGAACCAAAGGUUCCCUUCCCUCAGGUCCCCCACAGUCAGACGUCACUGUGCAGCAACCUGACGGGGCAACGCGAGGCUCUGCCUGCAGCAGUUGAAGAGACGUUCAACCCCAUGUUCCUCCUCCAUACUGUAACACUUCCCCGUCAACUCUGGAUCCCCUGAGCAACUCAGGACCAUGUAGCAACCCCCCCCCCCACCACCCUUCCUAGUGGAUCCCCUGAUCGCAGAUGUCACUUCUCAAUACCUCCAUUUCACCCUCCCCCCCCCUCGUUCCUGCUCCUCUGUGUUGUUGUACUGAAAUGAUGGAGACUGUUCCCGUCUGCAACUCUGACUUCAAAUCAAUCUACCUCCGUCUCUCUCGUCUGUUGGUAAACCAUGCUCACUGUUCUGAGACAAGGGAUUGUAACGAUGGAGUCUUGAUGCCACCAGUGACACGAAGCAUUAAUGUUUUCUGUCCGAGUGAUCGUGCUUUGAAACUUUUUUUUUUUUUUUUUUUGUGGUUUCAGAAAAAUCCGAAUAAGCUUUUUAUCAUAUUCACCUUUAAUAAGUAGCAUUUCAUCCCUCCCUUUUUGGUUUGAAGAUAAUGAAUAGCAAAGAAUGUGUACCUGCAUCCUUUGGUGUCUGCAGAACGCGUUGUCUUCUGCUUUUGCUCCCUGUGCAAAUCUCUAAUUUGGCUCCUAGGCAGCUGGUGUGAGGUACCUGGAAGUCACAACACCUGAAUGGGGGAAACACUGUUGGAUCCUCCAUGCCGAGGUAACGAUGGUAACGCUUCCUCAUAGUGGAGAUCUGAGCGCUGUCCUGUUUCUCUCGCCAAACGUCAUGUCUUAAAGUACCUCUUAGCCAAGGAAACCCACGGCCUCGUUCACAAUCAAAUGGCUUCCAGGUAUUCCAACUUCCCCCGUUUCCCUUCGUCAAGAAGGACGAUGGGAUCCUUUUCUUCUCUCUUUCAGUAUGAAUGUGAGCUGUCAUUCUGUGCUUUUUGAGUCCGUGGAGCUGUUCACCUCCGACAGCCACAGACCCUUGAAGCCGACCUCCGAUCAUCGCGUUCAGUUCUCUGGCCACUGUGAAAACCAGAGCGCGCUCCGCCGAGACGGGACCUGACUGAAUGUUUUACCGAUUGCCACGAAUGCUCUCUCUUCGCAUUCUCAAGCCUUCUCUCCAGCUCAACCUGCACAUGCUUGUAUCCUCGCCCCGCGGAGCCGCUGGUUGAUGCUGUAAUAUUUCAUGGAGAAAUGAAAAGUCCAUAGCUUAA
Messenger RNA from Gasterosteus aculeatus aculeatus (three-spined stickleback), 3053 nucleotides. RefSeq names its product serine/threonine kinase 40 (gene stk40). The record is from RefSeq and is a predicted model, not a curated record. Gene Ontology annotation, molecular function: ATP binding; protein kinase activity. Gene Ontology annotation, biological process: protein phosphorylation. Lineage: Eukaryota; Metazoa; Chordata; Actinopteri; Perciformes; Gasterosteidae.